This is a messenger RNA of Dictyostelium discoideum AX4, 1641 nucleotides long. RefSeq lists its product as hypothetical. Gene Ontology annotation, cellular component: membrane. The record is from RefSeq and is a predicted model, not a curated record. The transcript is spliced from 5 exons. Bases 1 to 1641 code for a protein of 546 amino acids. Gene Ontology annotation, molecular function: transmembrane transporter activity. Gene Ontology annotation, biological process: amino acid transmembrane transport; transmembrane transport. NCBI's taxonomy places the organism in Eukaryota, Evosea, Eumycetozoa, Dictyosteliales, Dictyosteliaceae.
AUGAAUUAUAGCAGUAAAUAUUCACCGUUGGUUAAAAAAAGAAAUCCAUAUAAUUUAAAUUCUAUAAUUAGAAAGUAUCCAUUAAAUGGACCUAAAGAUGGUGAAGACUCUGAAGCUUCUUUAAACAAAUGUCUAUCUAUAAUUGAUAUUAUUUCAUAUGGUAUUGGUAGUACAGUUGGAGCAGGUGUUUUUGUUUCAAUUGGUAUAGCGAUUGCUACAAAAGCAGGACCAGGUACAUUAUUAUCAUUUUUAUUUUCAGCAAUAGCAUGUUUAAUAUCAGCAUUUUGUUAUUCAGAGUUUUCAGCUCGUAUUCCAGUUUCAGGUAGUGCAUAUACAUUUGCUUACGUAUCAUUAGGAGAAUUUAUGGGAUGGUUUGUAGGAUGGAAUCUCACAUUAGAGUAUGCAAUUUCAGCAUCGGCAGUAGCAAGAGGAUGGGUUGGUUAUUUUCAAGUGAUUUUCAAAAUCUUUGGUAAAGAAGCACCCCAAUGGAUCAGUGGUUAUAGUAUUAACGAGUGGAUAAACAUUAAUCCAGUUGCACCAGUGAUCAUUGUAAUUUGCACCAUCAUUUUAGUGUUUGGUAUCAAGGAUUCAGCACGUUUCAAUAUGGCAAUCACUGCAAUCAAUCUUCUUACCAUCACCUUUUUCAUCAUUUUAGGUUCAAUCCAUGUAGAUAGAUCCAAUUGGACACCAUUCCUUCCUUUUGGUAUGACUGGUGUUUUCAGUGGUUGCUCUGUGGUUUUCUUUAGUUAUGUUGGUUUCGAUUCUGUCACCACUUUGGCUGGUGAGGUAAAGAAUCCAAAGAGAGAUUUACCAAUUGGUAUCGUUGGUACUUUGGUAAUUGCAACCACUUUAUAUAUAGGUGUCACUUUGGUCUUAUCUGGUAUGGUCAACUAUCUUGAUGUCAGUCAAGGUUCUCCAUUAUCUGAUGCUUUCAUUGGCAAUGGUCUCGAUAUGAAAUGGGCUGCCAUGAUCAUCGCUUGUGGUACUUUAACUUCUUUAACCGCUUCAACACUUUGCUCUCUAUUAGGUCAACCACGUAUUUACUUACAAAUGGCAAAGGAUGGUUUAUUCUUUGAAAAAUUCACUUCAAUGAAUAAGAAACAAGUACCAGUAUUUGGUACAGUUUUUACUGGUGUAUUUGCAUCAAUUUUAGCAAUUGUUUUAGAUUUAGAUAAUCUUACAAAUAUGAUUAGUAUUGGUACAUUAUUAGCAUUCACAGCAGUUUGUGCGGGUGUUGUUGUGAUGCGUUUUAGAAGAGAGGAUGGUGGUGAAGAUGGAUUCCCAUCUGCUUUUAUCUUAUUAAUUUUAUUCGUUUUUGCAUGCGUUUUUGGUAUUUCAAGUAAAUUGGGAUGGAAUAUGUGGAUACAAAUUGCACUCGGAGCUUGUCAAGCUGUUAUUAUUGGUUUAGUUUGGUUGAAAAAACAAAUUAAUAUUCCAACUUCUUUCAGAUGUCCAUUCAAUCCAAUUUUACCAUGCCUUGGCAUUGUUGUAAAUACAUUCUUUAUUAUGCAUUUGGAUACACCAUCAUUUUACAGAGUUGCUGCUUGGACCGCUUUAGGUAGUUCAAUCUAUUUUAUAUAUGGUAUUAGACACAGUAAACUUAACCAAUUAGAUACUGUUGAAGACUCUAUCAAUCAUUAA